AUGUCCACCUACCUGUCUGAUACUCAUAUUAACGGGUUCAAUUCAGAUGUUAUACUGGAUCUUCUUCUCUCCUUUAGGAAGGAGCUUAAAGCAAAUUAUGAUGUAAAAGUCUCAGUGAAUGACAUUGUCAUCAAAGCUGUUGCUAUUGCAUUGAGAAAUGUAUCAGAAGCAAAUGCUUACUGGGAUGCUGCAAAGGGUGAAAUAAUUUUUAUCGAUUCAGUUGACAUAUCUAUUGCAGUCGCUACUGAGAAGGGCUUGAUGACUCCAAUUAUUAGGAAUGCAGAUCAAAAGUCCAUAUCAUCAAUUUCCCUAGAGGUCAAGGAUCUUGCUGAAGAGGCACGGGCGGGAAAGCUUAAGCCAAAUGAGUUUCAAGGUGGCACAUUCAGCAUUUCAAACUUGGGGAUGUUUCCUGCUGGUAUUCUUGCUGUCGAUAGGGGUAAUCAAGUUGUUGAACCAGUUGUUGGAGAUGAUGGGGUCGAGAAGCCUGGCGUUGUCACAAGAAUGAAUUUAACAUUGCCUGCUGACCAUCGUGUUUUUGAUGGAAAAGUUUGGAGUGUGUAG
Molecule: messenger RNA, 561 nt
Organism: Fraxinus pennsylvanica
Lineage: Eukaryota; Viridiplantae; Streptophyta; Magnoliopsida; Lamiales; Oleaceae
Source: the annotation of a GenBank genome assembly